Messenger RNA from Linum trigynum, 2421 nucleotides. Lineage: Eukaryota; Viridiplantae; Streptophyta; Magnoliopsida; Malpighiales; Linaceae. The record is from the annotation of a GenBank genome assembly.
CGCCAUACUCCCUCCCUCUCUAAACUUCUUCCUCUCGAGAGGAAGGUCGACUACCACUCGCUGAGUUCAACAUGAGCAAUGCAGCAACACGUGAGAUGAUCGAGAAGCGUGAUGAAUUUGCUAAUCAGAUAUCGAAUGAUAUUCAUGCAUGUUUAGUAUUUUUCUUGUAAGGAACAUGAUUGAUGGUAAGUAUGUUAACUUUUGAGGCUUUGCUUAAUAUCGAAAGCAUCUCUCUUUUAUGGAUUAAUUUAGCUUUUAUAGUAGUAACUAAACGAAUUUUUGUUUCUUGUUGUAAAUUUUCAUGAUUUUUCAGAUAUAUCGACUAAACAUAUUUGUCUAUUUAUUUUCUUGCUGUGGUUGUAUAUCUGUUUACACAACACCAUUCCAACCACAACAACAACAAAAAUGAUACUAAACGAGGCCUUUGAUGUUUUAAAUUUGCUUAGUAGUAGUGCACUCAUGGUUUAGUAUGCACAAGGAGUUUGCAGUUACUUACAAUAUUUUUGUUAUUAAGUACUGGUUCAUUAACAAAUUUUUAACGGUCUAAUACCGAUAGAGUUAGUAAAGUUUGAACCAUUCAUUAUACAUGUUCAUUCUGAUUCGGGUAUGACGCGAUUACGCGAUUAGAUGGUUCCCGCUCCGGUCAAGAAAAUUCAAGCUCUUCAAGUUUACAAUCUCCAAAGGAAUAGUUCCGCCUAAUUUGUUCCCAUCUCAGCCAGUAAAAAAAUAUUAUUUAUUAUCAUUUUAAUUUAUACGACAUACACUUAACGAUGAGAAAAUCAUCGUUGACUGCCACAUAAAUUAAAAUUAAAAGAAUAAAAUAGCCUAUAUUAUAAUCAACAAUGAACCUAUAAUUAAAAUGAGUGACUAAAUACUAAUGAGAAGAGAAAAUAUUUGCCCUAAGUAAUCAUCUAAACGACAUGUAAUUUAGCCGGCAACAAAAGUGCUUAGGGCCAGCAAUGGGCCCGGCACUUAUCCGAAAACCCAAGGCCCAGACAAGCCCAAAACCCCAAGAGAUUAUCGUCGUCGUCGACAGAAAAUCGUGAGGAAGAGGAUAUUAUUUGGAAAAGAUCCAUCCGUUUGAAAACACACCACCACCACACAUGGUUUCAGAACUCGUAAUGGAAAGAGAUGACUACUGCUGCUGCCCCAGUCCCAUCCCCCGCCGUCGCCGUUCACCACCGCCUCUCUCCCCACCAACACCGCCGUACCAGCACCACCAUCCGCACUUCCUCCGUCGCAGCCUUCACCUCUUCCCGCGCAAUCUCCCGGAGUAGGCUGAGAGUUAGCAAUGGCGAUUCUUCACCGGAAAGUGUCGCCGCCUCCGGUGAAGGGACGUCGGAGGCGGACAGGAUCGUUGACGGGAUGGAUUUCGGGGAGCUGUGCAACGAGUUCGAAUGCAUAAGUAGUCCCCAGGUGGAAUCCACGGCCAGACAGCUCGCCCGUGACAUCUUUCAGCUCCGCCAGGGCAACCGUGCCCUUGGAACCUUUGCCGUCUCAGUCUCAUACAAGGACCCAGUCAGAAGUUUCACUGGUCGAGACAAGUACAAGAGGCCUCUCUGGUUCACUGAUGCCCUCCAAAACCCUACCCCGAGCGUACAAGAAAUGGUGAUGCUGUCGACCAGCUUGCUGAGGAUCAGGUGGACAGUCAGAGGGAAGCCGAAAGCUUUUGCCGGUGCUUUGUUUGCAGGAGAGCUGAUCAUCAAAGUCAACUCUGAGUUCACUCUGAACCAGAUUAGUGGACAGGUAAUCGAGCACCGAGAGUCCUGGGACCUAUCAGCUUCAUCCCCUCCUGGCCAGGCAUUCUUCUGGGCGUCUCGUCGCCUUUUUGCCACCGUCGAAGCUGGCAAAGACUUGGGUGUUCUGUUCAAGGAUCUGGGCAGCCGCAUUUCAACCCAGAAGGAUAGCUCUGACGAUAUUUAUCCCGACCCCUCUGGUGAUCCUACCAAAUUCUUUCAAACGGACGAUAGCUUUCAACGAGACGCAUACCAGAUCGCUCUGUUUCUAGCCGUUGUCUACCUGGUUUUCCAGUUCCUGAAGAUAACCUUGUAAAUUGUAAUGCACGUAGAAAGCAUAUAUUGAUACUCUUGCUCCCCAUGGUGCAAAAUACUCUGGUGGUAAGCAGCAUUGUGACUGUUUGCGUUUGCAAUCCAAAAAUUACCAAAAUACUUUUCAAUAUUACAUCUCAAUCCUCUAACUGCUGACAUGAUUUUACUAGCCGAGAGUCGUUUCUAUUCAUUCGUGCUCGAAUAUGUGUUCAUCUUCACCGAAACUUUCGCUCCUGACAUGAUCUAUCAUGUGGGGUUGCGAACGUCUUGAACAAUCCUACUAAAUAAGAUAGGCUACGUACAGACUACAGUCAAGACAGUUACCAACAGGGAUUGAGUGGUUCUUAUCAGCUAAGAAAUCUGCUGCAUGAUU